Molecule: messenger RNA, 3495 nt
Organism: Poecilia latipinna (sailfin molly)
Lineage: Eukaryota; Metazoa; Chordata; Actinopteri; Cyprinodontiformes; Poeciliidae
Gene: ticrr
Product: TopBP1-interacting, checkpoint, and replication regulator
Exons: 14
Coding region: 814-3495 (893 amino acids)
Biological process (GO): mitotic DNA replication checkpoint signaling; mitotic G2 DNA damage checkpoint signaling; regulation of DNA-templated DNA replication initiation
Cellular component (GO): nucleus
Molecular function (GO): chromatin binding
Source: RefSeq, a predicted model, not a curated record
UAUUUUAACUGGAAAUAUUUCUUCUAAAAGGUUUGAAUUAUUGCCAAGAUGACCUCCCCUUUGUUCAGAAAUAAUAGUGAUUUUAAAAGAAAAAGAAAAACAUUGUGUUGCUUUUCGAAAUUAUUUUUAAGGUUUUAACAACAAUUUUGUUUAGAAAGAAAGAAAGAAAGAAAGAAAGAAAGAAAGAAGCUAAAUGCAACCUCUUGCUAUCAAUCUCUUAUGUAUUCUUACGUCAGACGUCCUUGUUUAGUUGACAAGAAACCCAACCAAUGAAUUGUGUGCAUACCGGACUCGUGACGCACGCAUGAGUUUACUUUUGACCAAUCAAACUGGUGUCAUGAGUAACCAACCAAUUAGAUUUUGGAGGCGGAACAAAUAUUGAAGGCGCGCGAACGGUUAAGGACACCUAUGAGGAAAAUGGCGAUUAUGUAGUUUAGGUAUGCGAGUAACGUCGUGUUGACUCUCUAAGCUGUCUGGAAAGUAUAUUUUUUACGUGCCGGGGUGUCUGCUUUAUAGCGCAGGCGUUGGGUUAUUUCAAAGAGAGCCGUCAGAACAUUGGUAAAGCGUCACAUCUGACUGAAGUUUGUACAGCUGUAUUGUAACGUUGUUGUUUGCUAGCAGAUAGCUGUUACUGUGGAAACAUGAAGUUAACCAAACCGACCCACUUAAAACUAAGGUAAAGUUAUUACAUGAAAUGAAAGAGCGGUGUAUUUGAACUGCUAACCCUGUCACGGCAUUCUUGGUCAACAUUUGACCAAAACGUACCAAGUUUUUCAUGCCGUUUUCCCAUUUAUUGACAUUACAUUUAACAGCAUGGCUCUGCACAACCUAGUGUUUGUUAUCGAUGUUGAUUAUGAAGAUCACGCGUCAGACCAUCCACUGGAGGUUCGAAACAAUUUCGUGAAACGGGGAGUAUUGAAUAUCCUGUUGCAUUUCGGCUACAAAUAUGGAUUUGAGAAAGUGCGCUGGGGUUAUACGUUUUUCCAGGCAAAAGCUGGUCGCAGUGCCACCGUCAUAUCGAGAGGAUCCGACUUCAAGGAGCUGCGACACAAAACAUUCGAGGACUUUGAGCAAGAGCUUGAAGCGAGAUUCGAUGUGAAGGAUAAAGUGUGUCCUUCCCAACAGAAGCAACAGUCCAGCAAAUCGGUUUCAGUUCAAAACGCUCUUAGGGAAACUCUGCUGGACUUCCAGUGGGACAGACCGGACAUCACUUCUCCGACUAAACUUUCACUCAGACCCAGGAAGUCAAGUCGUGUUACAGGAAAGGCCGGUGUGUCUCAAGAAAGCGACUCUUCAAGCAGCGGGAAGAAUAUGGUGUUUGUGGUCUCACGGUGUCCCCGUUCGAGGGCUCAUCUCUUGGACUACCUGUCUGUAAAAGACGGCGACCUGCCAGCAGAUGUGACCGAAUAUAUCCUGCCGAAGAGUCUUAACGACAUGGUUGCCCAGCAACAAGUUGUUCUGCACUGGAUUGACACUCGUCCACAUGUUGAGAUCAAGAGCUGCAAGGACGGCUUCGGCUCCGACAAGCUGUCUGCGGUUCUGGCCCAAGCGGGCGGCAGAGUGAUUCCCCUGGUGGCUCUGUUGAACCUCUGCUCCAAUCACAUCUCUGACCCGAGACACAGGAGGGAAUCCUCCCUGUUCAGCUCCAGCGUGGGCUUCCUGCUGUCGUCAGAGAGGCUGUACCGCCUGGCUUUUCCUGCCGCAGACGCCGUCCUACGAUGGGACUACGGAGACGAUUCUCACAGCUGCCGUGUGGCGGUGGAGCCGAUGUGCCGAGGCCAGCGUCUUCUGCAGGAGUCCGUAGAGGUGCACCUGAAGGGGGCGCUGCAGGGCUGGGAUGCUUCGUGCCUGACUCGAACUCCCACCGAGUCGUGGCUGCUUCAGCUCCUCAGCAGCAGCUACCAGGAAGUGGCUGCCUUCCUGCCUCUCUUCACACAGCUGUCCGCUCUUUCACUUCAAAUGCUCGCUGAAGUCGGCCACAGUGGGCUGUCGUGUCCCGCCGUCUUCUCCCCGCUGUCCCAGUCCACAGCUCUGCUCACCGUUUUCCAGCCGAUCGUCCUUCAGCACGACCAGCUGCUGAAGACGAACAUCUCCGCCCCCUCCGCCGCGGAAACCUCCGCUGACCUGCCGGAAGUGGUGAACAGCGUUCUGGGCGUGGUCUAUGACAUAAUGAACCAGGAUGGCGACAGGACUGACGAUGAGGUCCGGGACCCUCCUGCACCUGAGUGGGCUGCACAGGAGCUGAGCCACAGGUCACCAAUGACACACACCUUAGAGGCCUGGUUCCCACAGUCGGAUCAGUCAGGAGUCGGCGCCAAUUUAAUGGAGUCAAUAAGAUUGCUCCAUGUGGUACCUGAAGAGGGAUCAGCUGAGGAUCUUUUUGAGGCUCAGCAGAAUCUGGUCAGCGGUCUGUCUGAACUGUACCAGGAGUCAGUCAGCAAAAAGGGGAAGAAACGGGGUGCCCACCGUACGCCGGUGAAGCAGAAGAUGAAGACAAUGAGUCGCUCACUGCAGAUGCUGAACGUGGCGCGGCUAAACGUGAAGGCUCAGAAGAGUCAGAGCGAGGCCGAGCCGCCGGGCGCCGACAGAGCCGGGAAGAGACGGCUAAGUGACAGGAACAAACCGGCAGCAGCGAGCGCGCUCAGUUUUUCUAGUGAGAAAGAGCUGCUGAGGCACUUGAAGGCCGGUUACAACAAGACGGUAGCAGAGAGAGACUCGUCUCUCCUGACCACCGCUCAGCAGCUUCUCAACGCCGUAAAAACAUUUCUAACUGCAGAGUCAGACUGGCAGGAAAAGGCGUCUCUGCUUGUGGAACAGCAUCUCAUGAAGACCGGCAAAUCGAUCCGCCAGCUGUACCCCAGCGCUGACGAAGCCGAGAGCAAAGUCAGAGAGUGCCAACUGCAAGUGAUGCUGCGGCUGGAGCUGUGCAGACGUUUUGCUUCCAAACAAUCCCACUCAGACGCAGACCGGAUGGUGGAGGAGGCGGCGGAAAUGCUCAGAAUAAUCUCGUUAACCAAAGACCCGGUGUGCCUAGCAAGGUUUCUUCAGGACGAAGUCCUCCCAGGCUUCCUGACUGCUGUUCCGAAAGUGCUUGCAGACGUCUACAACAGCCUCGGCACUCAGCUCCCUGACGCCCUGGUGGCCGUUCUGCCUGCUGACUUCUUCAGCGACGACUCUGUUGCCAAGGACAGCAUCUCCCCCUCUGCCUCCUCGCCUGCCGUCUCGGCACAGAGCCUCGUCUCUAAUGACGGCUUGCACGACCUGCGGAACCGUUCGGCCAACAAGAGGAGGAGUGGAAUGUUGACUCGACAUCGCAGCAUGACUGAGUCCACACAGAGUCUUCGUCAAAUACAGCUGCCCAAGAAGACCACAAGAGCAUCCAAAAUGAAGAUCUCCCCUGCAGUGAAGAAGCCUGCAGAAGUACAGCAACCUCAGAAACAACAAACACAAGGUAUGUGUAGAAAAAUUAAAGUAGCGCUGUCGGGAUCAGACUAG